AUGCUCGUGGUCUACCUGCUGGCGGCGGCAGCAACGUUCUCGCUUAGCCAUGCGAGAUCUGAGGGCUGGAAUGCGACGUGGACGAAGUAUCAGAAGACGAAACCGGCUGGGUUGAUUCUCGUGGCUGUGAAUAUGUACGUUGAAUCAAUCGACAGGAUCGACAGCCUAGAGGGCCUGAUCCAGAUGACUGUCAUCUUCCGUCAGGAAUGGUCGGACCAGAGCCUACAUCAUCAUGUACCGACCCAUUACGUCCCUCAGUACGAGAUCGUGGAUCGGCACGAUAUCUGGGUCCCGGACACGUAUUUCGUCAAUGAAUUCGACUCCUACGCGCACUCGAUACUCGAGGAUAAUAGUCUGGUACGCGUGGAUUCGUACGGGAAGAUUCUGUACAGCAGAAAAAUAUCGCUGACCCUCAGAUGCCCCAUGGAGCUCUCGGGUUUCCCCUUCGACACCCAGGUCUGUAAGCUUCGCAUUGGCAGCUUCAGCCACAUCCGGGACUCAAUCGACUAUCGCUGGAACAGUACUCAGGCUGUCGAAGUGAAUCAAGAUAUUCCGAUUCCCGAGUUUGAGCUCCGUGAGCACGAAACGAAUCAGUGCCACGCCCGCACUCCGACUGGAGAAUAUUCGUGCAUCCAGGUGGAAUUCACACUCAAGAGACUCUGGAGACACUAUUUGCUCAAGGUAUUCGUACCUCUGACAAUGCUGGUGGUUCUCGCUUGGCUCUCGUUUUGGCUCCGUCAAUCGAGCGUGCGUAUCACCAUUCUCAUGUUUGUGCUCUCUCUGGCCGUCAUCGGAGUAGGAUCAUUGAACAACACAUUGCCUCACACGAACUACGCCAAGAUGAUCGACGUAUACAGCGGAGUCGCACUUUCGUUCAUUUUCGCCGCCAUCGUCGAAUUCGUGAUCGUGUCGAGACGGGUGCCCGAUGAUCUGGAAAAAGACGACAUCGAAGACAAAAUCGACGUGACGGCUCGCGUCGUUUAUCCACUCUGCUUCGUGGGCUUCCUUCUGGUUUACUCUUUGAGCGCGUUGCUGCGAUAGGACAUUGCGACAACCGCUUGAUGAUGAAUUUGUUGACAAUGAGAUCAGACGGGUGGAGCGGAACUCUUACGGGCCGUAUGUCCCGACAUCGCGUCUGAUCAGGAAUUAUGAAAAUUUAUUCACAAUUUCCGCGUGCGGUUCGUUGCCUUCCAAGGUGUCGUGAGGCCAGUAUUAAAGUUGA
Messenger RNA from Galendromus occidentalis (western predatory mite), 1222 nucleotides. Its product is annotated as glutamate-gated chloride channel. Gene Ontology annotation, biological process: monoatomic ion transmembrane transport. NCBI's taxonomy places the organism in Eukaryota, Metazoa, Arthropoda, Arachnida, Mesostigmata, Phytoseiidae. The transcript has 4 exons. The record is from RefSeq and is a predicted model, not a curated record. Gene Ontology annotation, molecular function: transmembrane signaling receptor activity; extracellular ligand-gated monoatomic ion channel activity. Bases 1 to 1041 code for a protein of 346 amino acids. Gene Ontology annotation, cellular component: membrane.